AUGCCUUUUCGUGAUCAAUGGCGUGAUGUAAAAUGUUUAUAUGAUGACGGUAUUCCAAUAGAUACAACAAGUAAUGAAACAGCAAAAUUAUUCGAUGCUGCUCUUACACAAUACACUGGCUGGUAUAAUGAUAAACAAUUGGACGGUGUUGAAUCAACUAUAUCACGUCUUCUAUCAUCUGAUCCAACAUGUAUAACUAGUCGUAUACUAGCAACUGGUAUUGAUUUAUUAGGUACAGCAACUCCAUCAUCAUCUCAUCAUUCCAAAACUCUUGAAUCACUUGGAAAUAUAACAUCAUCAAAUAAAUAUAUUCAACUUCAUAGUCAAGCGCUUCUUCAAUGGUCACUUGGUCAAUUUGCUAAAGCUACUGAUACAUGGGAACAAAUUCUUGUUCUAUAUCCAUUUGAUAUGAUGUCAAUUAAAUUUGUAUCAGAUACAUAUUUUUAUGUUGGUAAUCGUGAUAUGCUUCGUGAUUCAAUUGCACGAAUUUUACCUAUAUGGGAAACAUCAACUGAUCGACCAUUAAAAUCAUAUUUAUAUGGUAUGUAUGCAUUUGGAUUAGGUGAAACAAAUAUGAUUGAAAGAGCUGAAAAAGAAGCUCGAUUUGGAUUAGAACUCAAUCCACAUGAUGGUUGGGCAACACAUGCAUUAGCACAUGCUUUAGAAUAUGCUGGAGAAACAUCUCAAGGAAUUCAAUUUUUAAAAGAAACCAAUCAAAAUUGGCAACACAGUGAUAUUAUUAAGCCACAUAUUGAUUGGCAUUGGGCUUUAUAUGAAAUAGAACAAGGCAAUAAAGAAAUAGCUGAAAAUAUUUUAACAAAUCAUUUAUUAAAUAGAAAUACUGAUAUGGGUAUGCUAGAUUUUGUAGAUGUUGCAUCAUUAAUUUAUCGUCUUAAACUUGCUGGACAAAAAUCUUCAACAAUUUAUUCAUCAACUCAAUUAAAAAAAUUCUUAAAUGAUCAUUUACAUGAUCAUACAUUGAUAUUUAAUGAUCUUCAUAUUUAUUUUAUAUUAGAUGAUUAUGUUGAUCAAGAAAAUCGAAUGGAUUUUCUUCGAACUUUGAAAGAAUGUUAUGAUACAUCUGAUUCUGAUAAUAGUCAAGUUUAUCGUCAAGUUGGACAAUAUAUAUUUAAAGCUAUGGAUCAAUUUCAAGAGAAAAAUUAUUCACAAGUUGUUGAACUUCUUUAUCCAAUAAGAAAUAAAAUUUAUCAAAUUGGUGGAUCAAAUGCACAACGUGAUCUUUUCUAUUUAUUAUUAAUUCAUUCAGCAGUUCAUUCAUCGAAUAAUCAACAUCAACAGUUAGCUAAACAAUUAAUCAAUGAACGAUGUUUAAUGCGAAAUAAAACAAAAUCAAAAAUGAUGGAAAAUUAUGCUAAUACAAUACUUAAUGAUUAA
Molecule: messenger RNA, 1395 nt
Organism: Adineta steineri
Lineage: Eukaryota; Metazoa; Rotifera; Eurotatoria; Adinetida; Adinetidae
Source: the annotation of a GenBank genome assembly